CGAGUAGAGUCUUAUGAGCAGUGCAUGGUUGAGUUGUAGAGCUCCGCAACGAUUUAAAGCUGACAGACAGCCAGCAUGGGUCGGCGCUCCUCUGACAGUGAAGAUGAUGGUCGAAGCAGGAGGAAGAGAAAACAGCGUCGCCGUUCAUCCUCCUCUUCCUCUUCUUCAUCCUCAUCCUCCGGCAGCAGGGUGACUAGCAGCCGGAGUCGCAGAUCCAGUCGACGGAGCCGAUCUCGCUCCAGGGACAGGGACAGGGACAGGAGGAGAAGACGACGUUCCAGCAGCAGUUCGUCCCGCAGUUCAUCUCGCAGGAGGAGGAGUCGCAGUGCAGCAAGAGACAAAGGGAGGAGCCACCGCUCAUACAGGUCACGCAGCCGAGACAGGAGGUCUCACUCUCGCCACCGACGGUCUCGCAGUAGAAGUGGCAGCCGCGGCCGGCGAGGAAGCCACAGCCGCAAAAAGAGCCGCAGCCACAGUCGCCGAAGGAGCCGCAGCCACAGCAGAGAGCGGGACCGGAGCCGGCGCAAGGGCCGCGACCGGGAGAAGGAGAAAGAGAAGGAGAGGGACAGAGGAAGAGACAGAGACAAGGACAGAGAGAAGGACAAGAGUAAAGACAAGGCAGACAAGAAGGGGGAUGCCGGGAACAUCAAAGGCAGAUUAGAACAUCUGACUCCAGCAGAACAAGCUAAAGUUCGAAUGCAUAUGGUCCUGCAGGCUGCAGCUAAGACGGAUGAGGUGCUGAGGGCCAAAGUAGCCAAGAGAGAGGAGGAGGCCCGGAAGAAAUUAGAAGAAGAGGGAACUUCUCUGGAGGAGCAAGUGCGAAGGAUAAAGGACAUUGAGGCCAUCGAGAGUGAUUCCUUUGUUCCUCAGGCUUUCAAAUCAUCCAGGGAUGAUAUAAAGACUGAGCCAGCUGAGGUGAAGCAGGAGCCAGAGAGGGCAGAUUCUCAGGAUGUAACUCUUCCCAUGUCCAUAGUCUAUAACGACACUGACACACUCGCCCAUCCCAGUUUAUUCAUGGACAAGGACAAAGCAGAGGAGCUGUGGCUGAACCGCCUGGUCUCGCUGCGACAGGAGAGGCUCAUGGGAAGUCCUGUGACCUGAAAGACACCAGAAACUCAGAACAUCUUUCCUGUUUCCUAGACACAUUCAAUCCAGAUCUACACCUCAUUCAAUCAUUUGAGUUUGCUUUUAUUAUGUCUCAAUCCCUGUCAUAAUCUGUCUAGUUUUAGGCCAUCAUAAUGUUUCUUAUUUUACCCCUCCAAUAAUUUCUCUGACCAGUUGUAAAACACUUGUGAGAAUUUGAGCAAAUGAAAGGUUUUUGGUCCUGAUGUGCUUAUUAUUUUUAGUAAUGUUAAUGGAAUUCAGUCAAUCUGCUGUUCUUUAAUUAGCUUCAUUUAUUUUUAAUGGAGAUCUAACAGUCAGAUUAAGUGAUAAAUUUUACCAUGUAGAUGUAGAAUUUGAUACAUUUUUGUCUUUUGUAAUAAACUCAGUUAAUAAAGA
Seriola dumerili (greater amberjack) is the source of this 1500-nucleotide messenger RNA. RefSeq names its product arginine and serine rich coiled-coil 1 (gene rsrc1). Gene Ontology annotation, cellular component: cytoplasm; nucleus. Gene Ontology annotation, biological process: alternative mRNA splicing, via spliceosome. The transcript is spliced from 10 exons. The coding region runs from base 76 to 1101 and encodes 341 amino acids. NCBI's taxonomy places the organism in Eukaryota, Metazoa, Chordata, Actinopteri, Carangiformes, Carangidae. The record is from RefSeq and is a predicted model, not a curated record.